AUGACUGUUUUGCAGACCAAGGAGGGCAAAGCCCCAUUUUCGCAUCCCUCAAUUCCACCUUCCACUCGCCCCGAAACUUACUAUCGUAUCCUCGGUGACUUAUCGUCCACGGCCACUCCUAUUGUCGCUCUUCACGGCGGCCCCGGUAUACCACAUGUCUAUCUCGCCCCGCUCUUCAGUGCGUAUCAUGCCCUCACGCAAACACCCGUCAUUCUCUACGACCAGAUAGGAUGUGGCAGAUCUACCCGUUUCCCCUCCAAGAUUGGUGACAGAGACUUCUGGACUGUGGAGCUCUUCAUUGCCGAGUUGGAGAACUUGCUUUCUCAUCUCGGCGUUGAGAGGUUUGAUCUAUACGGCCACUCAUGGGGCGCUAUGCUCGGCGCCGUCGUUGCGACGCCCUCGUCAUCACCACUCGCUUUCAAGGUUAGAAGACUGGUUCUAGCCAGCGGACCUGCCAGCAUGAAGCUUUGGGAGCAAGCUCAGCACCAGUGGUUGAAGAGCAUACCUGGCCCCGUCCGUAAAGCAAUCGAAAAUGCAGACAUCGACAAAGACUACGAGUCUGACGAAUACAAAGCUGCCGUGUUGGAAUAUUACAAGGUUCACUUAUGCCGAGUCUGGCCGUUUCCAGAGGCUUUGUCCGAUGCUUUUGCUGAACUGGAGAAGGAUCCCACCGUGUACUCGACUAUGUGUGGGCCGAGUGAGAUAACAAUCACUGGGAGCCUGAGGACAUACAAUUGGAUUGAGAAGAGCACUCAAAUAAAAGCACCCACUCUUCUCAUCAACGGUGAAUUCGACGAAGCUUCUGAUCUGGUCGUCAAGCCUUGGUUUCACAGCAUUCGGAAAGUGAAGUGGGUAGUUAUCAGCGACGGCGGGCAUUGCGUUCACCUGGAACAACUGGAGAAGUACGCUGGCGUAUUGAAGAGUUUUUUACAGGAUGAAGAGUAG
Messenger RNA from Colletotrichum spaethianum, 945 nucleotides. RefSeq names its product L-amino acid amidase. Gene Ontology annotation, molecular function: peptidase activity. Bases 1 to 945 code for a protein of 314 amino acids. Gene Ontology annotation, biological process: proteolysis. NCBI's taxonomy places the organism in Eukaryota, Fungi, Ascomycota, Sordariomycetes, Glomerellales, Glomerellaceae. The record is from RefSeq and is a predicted model, not a curated record. The transcript has 2 exons.